Molecule: messenger RNA, 3550 nt
Organism: Purpureocillium takamizusanense
Lineage: Eukaryota; Fungi; Ascomycota; Sordariomycetes; Hypocreales; Ophiocordycipitaceae
Gene: MSS4
Product: 1-phosphatidylinositol-4-phosphate 5-kinase
Exons: 3
Coding region: 477-3206 (909 amino acids)
Biological process (GO): phosphatidylinositol metabolic process
Molecular function (GO): phosphatidylinositol kinase activity
Source: RefSeq, a predicted model, not a curated record
CACCACCAACCACCACCGACCUGCACACCCAGCCAACGGCCAGCCCGAGCGACUUCAACGACACUUUCCGAGCCCAAACCUGUCACGGCCCCGACGCCGUACCAUCGCCAUUGUCAUCAGCGCCAUCACGGCGGAACACCCGAGGGGCUCGCCGCUUUCGUCGCUCGGUCGCUCGACACCGCCUCUGCCGCUCAUCGUCCCCCGUCAUUCCCUGCCCAGUCCACCACCACCCUCACUCACCGAAACUGUUGCCAAACCGUCGCUGCUGCAGCGCAUCGAUGUAAUGCACCUGGCCGGCUCUCUGGAUGCUGUAGCCACCAUCUAGAGACUGCGUCGCCGUCUCUUGCUCCAACAGGGCCAAUCUCGACAUCGCCUCUCCGCCUGAGCAUCGUCAUCUGCCCUCUUGCGAUUGGCGACGCCGGAGGCGAACCACCCAUCACCAAACGGGGCCAGGGCAGCAUUGGACGGCUGCGAGGAUGCCCUCGUUCCUCACUGACACGACCUUCUCCGACAUUGAAGUCCUCGAUCUCGAUCCUGACAACCGCUUCGGGCUCGACGGCAAGAAGACUGUGAAUGGGGGCCCGGUCGGUCACGGUCGUCCAGGUAUAGUCAAUGGGAGCUACGACGAGGGCUCGACCCUGUCCACGCGCGACUCGGACGUCUCGGAGACGAUUCCCAUGCCCGUUAGCAGCGGGACUCGGCCGACGAGCAUGGGCUCAACCAAUGGCCACAGUGUGUUCGCCGAUGCCGACGACGUGCGGGAUGUGACGCCCAGAGCCCGGCCGGCCAACGGCCUGAACGGAUCCGUGGUUCUCCCCGACCGGACCGCCCCGCGGCCGCCAGCUGAUACUAACCACCACGACCAUCACGACGGCCGUGAAUCGCCCGAGAGUCCCACGACGCCACGCAAGCUCUUACCAGCUUCACAUUCAGAGCAGCGGCCUGGCGAGCACUCCCCAACCGGCAAGGGCUCUCCGCACCGCUUCUCGUCCCCCCCGGCGUACCAACCCGUCCCCAACCCGCUUUCCACCUCGCCCUCAGGCCACCUCCAACCACCGUCUUCCCUCAAACAGAGGCACACACUCGAGGUGCCCAAGCUGCCCCCCGGGCGGCAGUCCAAGGACGGGUUCGACGCUCACGCCAGCGGUCGCUUCUCGCCCAGCGUCGCCGGCUCCACCGGCACGCGGCGGGCUUCGCUGAACCUAGUCCGCAGGACUACGCGCUCCAUGCAAUCAGACGGGCCGCGGGACGAGAUUGUCCCUGAUGAAGACGCCAUCCGGUGGGCCGAGGCAUACCGCCAGAAGCGGGCCAGCAAGCGCAAGCGCAAGGAGGAGGAGGACGACGACCGCGUUUUAGUCGGCACGAAAGUCGACGAGAGCCACGCCAACUGGGUCACCGCGUAUAACAUGCUGACGGGGAUCCGCGUGUCUGUUUCGCGCACCAACGCGAAGCUCGAUCGUGAGCUGACGCCUGCCGACUUUGAAGCCAAACAAAAGUCCACCUUUGACAUAACUGGCAACGAGCUCGUUCCGUCGGCCAAAUAUGACUUCAAGUUUAAGGACUACGCGCCGUGGGUGUUUCGCCGCUUGCGCUCCCUCUUCCGCCUCGACCCGGCCGAUUACCUCAUGUCGCUGACGGGCAAGUAUAUCCUUUCGGAGCUGGGGUCCCCCGGCAAGAGCGGCAGCUUUUUUUACUUUUCCAGGGAUUACAAGUACAUUAUCAAGACUAUCCACCACGCGGAGCACAAGUUCCUGAGGAAAAUCCUCAGGGAGUACUAUGAUCACGUGCAGGCCAACCCCAACACGCUUCUGUCGCAGUUCUAUGGGCUUCACCGCGUCAAGAUGCCCUACGGCAAGAAGAUUCACUUCGUCGUCAUGAACAACCUCUUUCCGCCGCAUAGGGACAUCCACACGACCUUUGACCUCAAGGGCUCGACGGUCGGGCGCGACUAUAGGGAGGAGGACCUGGCCAAGAAUCCUCGGGCGACGCUCAAGGACCUCAACUGGCUGCGGCGACAGCAGCAUCUCGAGCUGGGGAUCCAGAAGAAGCGCAUGUUCCUUGAACAGCUGCAGCAAGACGUGGUGCUGCUCAAGAGGCUUCAGAUCAUGGACUACUCACUGCUGAUCGGCAUUCACGAUCUGUCGAGGGGCAACGAGGAGAACCUGCGUGGCAAGACGCUGCAGGUCUUCAACCCCGGCGGCGAAAAGUCGACCGCCGACGACGAUCCACAUACUACAGGGCUGCUGCGGACGCCGUCUAAGCUCGAAAGCGUGCGCAAAGCCCGCGAGCUGCGGCAGAUGAUCCGGCAGGAGCGGCCCGUGCCCAUGGGCCAGGCGCUUGACAAGAUGCCCGACGAGCUCGAGGAGGGACACAGCCGCUCGGGCUUCGUGUUCAACCAGGACGACGGAGGGUUUAGGGCAACGCACGAAGACAACUCGCCGGCCGACGAGAUUUACUACCUGGGCGUCAUCGACUGCCUGACCCAUUACGGAAUGAUCAAGAAGAUUGAGCACUUCUGGAAGGGACUGUCACAUGACCGCACGCAGAUCUCGGCGCUGCCUCCGGAGCAGUACGGAGACAGGUUCUAUAAUUUCGUCGAGGGCAUCACGAUGUCGGCGGAGGAGGCGAGACGGGAGGCCCAGCGGAGGGACCUUGAGGCGUUGGAGGCGGUGGCGGCGACGUCUGCGCCGCACCGCAGCUCCACGCAGCGCUUCCACGGUAUCCCACCCAUGCCGGAACAUCAGCCGCCCCCGGUGCCGUCAGGGCCGCGUUCGCCUGAGGCGCGGGAGACGGUGGAUAUGGCCAACAAGGAGGCCCUCAAGUCGGUCAUGAGUGGUGCGUCGGAGAGAGAGGUGCCGGACCGCACGCUAAGGACCAACGUGCCCGACAAGCGGGAGCCACCCCCACACGAGCCCGUGCUACCCAUAGUCGAAGAGACCGGGGAGCAGCGCAGCGACGCCGACGAGGCGAGGGACGUGGUGCCGCCUCCGCCUACCGGACCGCCGCCGCCGACGCCGCCCAAGCGGGAGGCCCCGCCGCGUCCUGACGGGUCGGACAGUGGGUACGGAGGCAACAGCAAUGGCACGGUCAGCCGCGACAACUCGCUCAAUGUGCGGUCGCCGCGGAGUAAGGAAAGCCUCGACAAGAACCUGCCGCCUCUUCCCAACAGUGAGACCCGGGACAGCGGGGUGCGGAUGGCAGCCUAGGUCGCAUCGACCAUGACGUGCCUCUGUUUGGCAGAAUGAAAUCUUUCAAGCCUUGGGCCUGUUCGGUCGGCGAGGCUCCAGAUGCGCGGGGACCGCAUCUCAUUACGUGUGAUCGGGGGAGGGGGAAGCUGAUGGCGUCGUAAUCGACGCCACUGCCGAGGAAUGGUGUGCCUUUUUGUCUUUGUCCCAACAUGGAUGAUACCACGCAUCGGCUAGCGUGCAUGCAGUGUCUGCGCUCUUUAUAUUUCAUAUGUCUCCUUGUUCAUUUGGACGAGCGAACGUCGGUAACUUAGACAAUGGUAGAUGAGAGUGCGUUGUGGUACAUGGUAAUACAGGCGCGUGAC